Messenger RNA from Lagopus leucura (white-tailed ptarmigan), 4930 nucleotides. It is a transcript of the gene FMR1NB, whose product is annotated as FMR1 neighbor. The transcript has 6 exons. The coding region runs from base 3407 to 4024 and encodes 205 amino acids. NCBI's taxonomy places the organism in Eukaryota, Metazoa, Chordata, Aves, Galliformes, Phasianidae. The record is from RefSeq and is a predicted model, not a curated record.
AUACUUCCACAUUCUAGAAGAAUUCUGAAGUAUUACCAGUUUUCAAAAAUAUGGCACGUAAUGCUCAAGAAAACUUUCUCAUUAUGAAAUGGUACAACAUCUGUUGAUUUGUCACACUAUGUGCACCAUAUCUAUUAAAAUUAGUGGUGAGUUUACUAAGGUGUUAACUAGGUUAAAUGUGAGGUUAAAAUACAUUUCUGACUAAUUAGUCACGUUCCAUUUUCAAGUGCAUUUUGGAAUUAUGACCUUUCAGUAUUUGUGUACUUAACAUGUAUCCCUUUCAAUUCAAAUUCUAGUGUUUUUAAAUGUUAUUAAAUUUCAACAAAUUAAACUGUGAAUCUAAAUGUUUAGUUUUAUUUUGAAAAAUCAUGUGAUUGUUUAAAAAAAAAAAAAAAAAAAAAAACAACUUGAAAGUACAACAAAUGUAUGAUCCUUGAGUGCAGGUCUGUCCUAUUGGUAACUUAUAAAGUAUGAUCGAAGGAAUUAAAAUUAUUUUGAAAAUAAAGUUCUUUAAACAGAGUGGGGGUAUUUGUGAAUGAUGGCAGUUUAAAUUCAAUAGGGUUAACCUCAAAGCCUUAUAAAUGAACAAAUGUUAAUGAAAGUAGAAAGUCUGUGUUUACUUUCUGUAUUGAAUGCGUUUUUGCUAAUAUUGUUGGGUAGUCAAGAUUCUCAGAAUUUGCUUAAAAUACUGUCAGGAAUCAAUUUUCUCAGGAAAAGACCCUUUCUGUCUUGAUGGUAGACCUACUCGAUGAGUAUUUGUGAGUUCAAGAAGCAAAUCAAUGAACCUGAGUAUGGAAACUUUUUAGAUGACCUAUUUGUGGGUUGGCUUUUUUACCGUUUUGUGUCACUAAAAUAUAAUGUUCUUUGCUUGUCCAUUUCAGCAGGCCAAAAACAAGUAAAGUGCUGCAGGUAAGUUGAGUGAGUAGACUCUGUUCUUUGUAGGAACACUUACUGUGAAAGGUAACUUAUUUUUCUGAGCUGCAGCAUAUCUUCUUCAAAACUCAUGCAUCGAAUAUUAAAGGGGAAUAGAUUGAGUAGUUGGCAGUGUACUCGCAGUGUAUUCCACAGUUGCUUCAGGAGCCCUGAUGUGUGGUUGUGGUAAGUGGUGUUCUGUAUUAAACAACAAAAGGAAAGGUGAGUCUCAGGGUUUCUUAACUAUGUGUAUUGUUGAAGACUUUCUUGAAGCAGUAGCAGCUGUAAUAGUAGAACUGAGUGUUUUGAUGCUGAUAAUGUUAUUUAAUGUAGUUUUUUCAGUUGCAUGAUGAGUUUACCAUCAACUUGAACAUAACAGUUACAUUUUCAUCUUAAAAAAAUGCUAGUCAGAAGCUUCUCCAGCUGUGUUCGCAUCCAUUAAAUCACAGUGGCUAGAAGAAAUGUAAUAUCUGAAUGUAUAGGGCGUCUUUAUGUAUGCUAUGAAAAUUGAUGCUAGUUCUUCAGAGUUAAGUGUUCUGAACGGAAUCUGGUUUAGUCUACAGGGUUGUGCUGUCAUGAGUUUCACUGAAGUCAAGUCAGUUUCACGUUAUGUUUUCAUACUUACUUACAGUAGAAGGGCUUGUCUUCACUGCAGUAGCUCUCCACUCUCUGGAAGUAUGAGUUUUUCACGGCAGCCUGGGGAUCUUAUGCCCACAACAAGUAAUGAAUAUUUCUAUUCCUAACAGUCAUUCUCAGCUGUACCUCAUGUUUGCCACUUCUGCUUGCAUGAUACAUGGAUCACUGAUCUUGAGCAAUUCCUGAUGGAGAUAAAUAACACUAAAUUGAGUAUGGACUGGUUACUACUGUGUUGGGUUUUUUUAUUAUUUGAAGCCUGUUUUAAAGAAAUGUUUAAAGUAAUUUCUAAGUGCCCUAUGAAACUGAAUCAUAAGAAAAAAAAAAAAGCAACAAUUACAGAUGAAUUUUUUAAGUUUCUAGUGGAGGUUCAAUAAGACAAGAUUCUUUCUCAUGUUUUUGCUCUGAAUAAAAGAAACCGAUUUCCAAUAAAUGCAGGUAAUUUAAACAAAACUAGCAUCUCGUAGGUGUAGUCUCUAAAUGAUGAGGAACUAUUGUAGAAGUGCUAAUAGUGAAAAUUUGUUUGAGGUCAUAUUGGGGGGUAUUUUUUGCUGAUGGAUUUAGUCUAUACUCAAGGCUCAAGUUAGAUUUAAUAAAAUCAAUUGUCUGUUUUGAGGAGUGUAUUUUAAUGGCAUGAGGUAUCCUUUACCUGGUCUGCAUAUGUGUCUAUUAGAUGGUAUCCCUGUAUUGUAUGUUAGUGGCACAAAUGUAAUCUUAACUUAGUGAGUUAAAAGACUGAGUCUUCUAGCAGUCUGCUCCUUGGGAGGCUGACUUUUUCAAACCACAUAUGCAGCUUCUUUUUCUGGUCUGUCAAACAUUAGCUUCAGUUCCACAUCUACACUGUUCUGAGCUACAUCAUAAGGAACAUGUAGUCCAUUGUGACGAGGAGGUUUGAUUCUGUGUGGAGUUGCAGAGGAUAGCCGUGAUCUUACUGAUCCAAUUGUAGAAGAAAGCAUAAGGAAAGUAUGUUGGGGAGAAACUAUAAUGGGUGUCCUGAGAAUUAGAUUCCUAUUCUCUUUAAAAAAAAAAAAAAAAAAAAAAAAAAAAAAAAGCUGCCAGAUGUAAAGUUUCUCCCUGGGACAACAAAUGUAUGUUACUGUACAGGUUAGGUAUGUUCAAAGUGCGAGGAAGUGUUCCUCAUUUAGCAGCAGCAGCUCAGACAGCAGGCCCUUCAAAGGACAAUACCUGCGUAAAACACAACUGUUCUGUUCUCUGUACAGCACUUAAGAAAAUAGGGUUCUGUUCCCUUACCAAUGCUAACCAAAUCCCUGGUUUAAGCUGUCUUAAUACAUGGUAUAGUGAUUGAAAAAGAUCUUUUAGUGUUUCAGAACAGGAGCAGCAGGCAGUGAAACAUAGCAUCUGGUGCAGCAAUCUUCUGGGGGUGGUUGGAGGUGUAAAACCCAACUUGAGUUAAAUUGAUACAAAUGACUUCAGGAUUUUAAAAUAUUUUUAUCCAUUAUAUCUCUCUUUUUUUUGUCACCUUUUUUAAAAUGUUUUUAUUUAAAGCAUUUCAUAUUCUCUGAUGUUGGGAAAACUGAAGAACUCUGUAAGCUAAACUAGAAUUCUGUUGUAAGCUUCCGACAAUUUUGAAUUCUUCAGUGCUCGUUCUGUUCACUAAGUACAAAUUAGAAUACUUGGCUACAAGUGAUCUUUCAAGGUGUUAUUAUCUAGCUCUGAGAUACUUUGAAGAGAUGUAUUUCCCUGUCCCCCCCACAGUCCCGAUUUAACAAGCUGCCUCCCUGUAAGCUCAAAAAUGAGUAAUUUAUUCAGAAUCACUUCUUAUCACCAAAUGUUUUGUUGAAUUUAGCCUCCUUAUUUGGGAGGAGGGUAGCAGACAUUCUGCUCCGUGCAGCAAUCUGUCAUGUUUGUUGUAGUGCAUAAGUGCAAAGCUAAAAGAUCAGAAGUUUCUGUGUGUAACCACAUGCCUUAUUGCGUUUGGUUUAUUACAGUAAUGCUGCAAGAAGGAAUUGGCACUCAUCUGGCAUGGAACUAUGUCAUAUUGAUACUGCUUCAUAGCAUCAGUUCAUGUUUUACAUCACCAACUCUUCAUGCUUUGGAAAAAAAUGAAGUGACAGCCAGCAAACUUAUCACGAAACUGAAAGAUGCAUCUGAAGCUCUUUUAAACUUCUUCAGGCCAGUGACUUGCCGAUACAAAGAAAAGCACUCCUUAGUCCCUUGUCAUGUAGGAGGGAAUAUUAAUGCAACAGAGUGCUUGGAAAACAGAUGUUGUCCUUCCAAAGGCAGACAUGAACUGGAAUGUUAUAUCCCGUUUAAAGACAGUCUGCAACUGACAUUUCGACUGUUUCUGGUUGGGGCGGUAGGAUUUUUAAUUUUGGGUUGUGUACCAUUAUAUUGCUGUGCCUGCUUCCAAAGGAGUCAGUGUGUCAAUCCUUUACGAAGAGCAAACAAAAAAAUAGAACAAAUUGUGCAGAACAAGAGAGCAAGUAGUGAAGAAAUGCGUAGCUUGUUACCAGAUUGACUUAAAGGCUUUGAGGAUCAUAAAAAUGAGAGAAAGUCCUGGACUCCGGUGUACCACAGGAUAAUUUCAAUAUGGAGUUUGACCCAGAUCCACCUGUAAGACAUCUUUUCCCAUCUGCUGAUCUAUUUCUUGUGUAUCAAGCUGCACAUUGCUGAACCAAGCUUGUCUUUCCUGUCUUUUUCUCCAAAGAACUGGAUUAGGGCCAAUUUGACCAGAAGGCACAAGUGUUCUUAAAUGGGAUGCCUUUGUUGUUGGUGAAAGAAACAACUCAGUACUAGGUGCCGUUUCCAAAUCUGCCAGAGUGUUCCCUCCAGCCCCCAAGACUGUACUAAAAUCCAGGACCACAAGAUGGUGCUGCAGGAAAACAUUUUUCCCUCAGUGGUUUUGGUUUCUGGAGAACUUUAUUAGAUUUCUGCUUUUUACAGUGUGGUUCAUCAAGUCACAAGAAGGCAGAUAGCGUACGAUAGAGCAAUGGUCAUUCUGUAAAAAAAAAAGACAACAUAAUACUGCAUAUAAUGACAAGGCUUUAGAAGACUUACAAGAGAUAUAAACCAUUGCCUGUGGCUUUAGAACUGCUUUCGCUCCUAGUGAACUGAUACAGAAUGAAACAAAAGAGCUCUCAGUGGAACUUCCAUCCUUAUGUUCCCAAAGAUUAAAUAAAUACAAAGCUUAACAACCUGACUCAGUGCACAGUAUCUGUGUCCAAGAGUGGAUGCUGACACCAUAGGGAUAGGAGCUAUGAGAAGUCCUCUGCUCUUUUAGUGCAGCACCCAGAGCCUGCACCAGGCCUGUUGACAAAACUGUGGCACGAUUCUGGUACUUCUCACCAUGUGAUUUUCAAAAACGUUUCAAAGCCGUGAGGGUCGAACUUGCAAUACUAUGGCGUGAAAAGUGUUAACUGCAAAG